This is a messenger RNA of Homalodisca vitripennis (glassy-winged sharpshooter), 437 nucleotides long. RefSeq lists its product as uncharacterized. The coding region runs from base 117 to 437 and encodes 106 amino acids. The transcript has 2 exons. NCBI's taxonomy places the organism in Eukaryota, Metazoa, Arthropoda, Insecta, Hemiptera, Cicadellidae. The record is from RefSeq and is a predicted model, not a curated record.
AGUAUGUACAUGUAAUAAUGUCAUACUUCAACUUUCAAAUAAAAUGUAAUUUUGUAUGAUCAAAAAAGGUUUAGUAUUAUUAAUGUCAACAUUUCGUUUAAUAUCAUAGGAUUAUAAUGGAAGCUAUAUCUGAUGUGUCUAGGGCAUCUCAAAUAAAAAGUUCUGUUCCAAUUCGAAGCCCUUUACCAGACCCCUUCGAUGUGGACAAACUGUUUGGGUUUAAAGACGAAUCACAAGGAAAUAAUCUGGAAGAAGGUGUCAUAGACCUACGAUAUUUCGACCGAAAUAAGAUUUUUAUCAACCAAAUCGAUUCAUUCAUCGGAAAAUAUCUUGUUUCGGUUCUAUCUCGUAAACAGUUGGAAAUCAAUGAAGAUGAUAAAAAAUUUGGACAGGAAAAUGUUUAUUGCCGACGAACCGAAAGAUGCUCCAACUUAUGA